AUGAUUGUAACAACACUUAUAACUACAGUCAUAUUUGCUUCCAUCUUCACAGUCCCUGGAGGAAGUGAUGAGAAAGGCUUGCCCACUUUUGGAAAUCAACAUCUGUUUACUGCCUUCAUUCUCUCAGCAGGACUAGGGCUUUCAACAUCUCUUGCAUCCCUUCUUACUUUCCUCUCAGUCAUCACUUCAAGGUAUAAAGAAGAAGAUUUCAGGGUGAGCUUACCAAGGAAGUUGAUGAUUGGCCUAGUGACAUUAUAUCUAUCUUUCGACACUCUCAAUGUUGGUCACUUUUACCAUGACUGGCCCUGA
Messenger RNA from Microthlaspi erraticum, 309 nucleotides. The record is from the annotation of a GenBank genome assembly. Lineage: Eukaryota; Viridiplantae; Streptophyta; Magnoliopsida; Brassicales; Brassicaceae.